UGGUCAUCAUCUUCUCCUCCCUUUUGGCUUAGCCAAAAAAGAAUUCUCCAAGUCCGUCGUAAAUGAUUUGCCUAUGAUCUAGCUCGGGUGAAGAAUAGUUGAGGUGCACGCAAAGUCACAAAGACACCCUCGUCGUCGUGUGAGAGAGAGAGAGAGAGGGAGACAGAGGAAGUUUUAUUUGUUAAACAUAACCGGCCUGCACGUUUGGCUUUUGGUGGUCCCUCCAAAUCCGAUGGCUCUACGGUCUUCCCUCUCCUUCUUCCUCUUCCUACUCCUAUUCUUCUCCGCUCUCAGUAAUUCGGGUCGGCCCAUUCUGGCCCAGGCCACGAUUCCGGCCAGGUUCGACGGGUUCGUGUACGAGAAUCGCCCAAUCAGCACCGAUUCGAUCCUGAUCGAGGCUUUUUUCGACCCGAUUUGCCCCGACAGUAGAGACGCUUGGCCUCCUCUGAAGCAAGCCCUAGAUUUCUACGGUCAACGCGUCUACCUUACCGUCCACCCCUUCCCUCUACCUUAUCAUGACAAUGCUUUCGUCUCUUCUCGUGCUUUACAUAUUAUAAAUGAGCUGAACACUUCUGCCACGUAUGACUUGUUGGAGUUGUUCUUUGAGCACCAGAAGGAGUUCUACAACCAACCCACCUUCAACUUGUCUAGGGCGACUGUUGUGAGCCGUGUUGUUACCUUGGCAACCUCAGCAGUUGGUAAUUCCUACUACUCUGCAGUUGCAUCUGGGUUUACUGACCAGAACUCUGAUCUUAUGACAAGGGUUUCGUUUAAGUAUGGUUGCUCAAGAGGGGUGUUUGGGACGCCAUUUUUCUUUGUGAAUGGAUUUGCAUUGCCUGAUGCUGGAUCUGCUAUAGAUUACAACCAUUGGAGAAGCAUCAUUGAUCCACUAGUUCAAAAACAAGGAACGAAGAGGGAGGAAUUCCCACAUUUCGUCUUGUGAAGAACUCUUGAUUUUUGAAUUUUAGUACAAAGAAGUCAAGAAUUCAAUAUCUUGGACUAAUGUUCAGGAUUGUAUUGUCGUAGUAAUUAUUUCUGCUUGUAUAAAGCUUACAUGCACGCUUAUAUUUGCUAAGAGAACCAAUGACAUAUUUGAAGGUCUGCUAAUAGAAUUGAUGUAACAAAGAAUGGAACAGAAAACAAAUUUGUGAA
Rhododendron vialii is the source of this 1152-nucleotide messenger RNA. RefSeq lists its product as uncharacterized. The transcript has 4 exons. NCBI's taxonomy places the organism in Eukaryota, Viridiplantae, Streptophyta, Magnoliopsida, Ericales, Ericaceae. The coding region runs from base 233 to 943 and encodes 236 amino acids. The record is from RefSeq and is a predicted model, not a curated record.